Molecule: messenger RNA, 1620 nt
Organism: Rotaria sp. Silwood1
Lineage: Eukaryota; Metazoa; Rotifera; Eurotatoria; Philodinida; Philodinidae
Source: the annotation of a GenBank genome assembly
AUGACGCAAAUCAUUGGUAGUCGUAGUCUUCGUCGUAAACGAAGUAAUGCUAAAACAACAACAUCAAAAAAUAAAAAAAUAAAAACAAUAUCAUCAACUCCAUUAAUUAUGGAUGAUGCAGAUAAAAGUGGUUUAAUUGUUUAUAUUGAUUAUGGUCUUGAAGGAAAUUCUUUUCUUCGUGAUAUUGAUGUACUUCAUCAUCCAUCCGCAACUAUUUUAGCUGAAUUAUUAAAUGAUCAACAGGCAAAUUAUUUUUCAAAUUUAGAUCAAAAUAAUCCAAAUGAUUUAGAACAAAGAUUAUCUACUUAUACAAAAACAUUAGUAAAAAGAUUAAAAUAUGAAGCUUGGUGUUUAGGUUAUCAUUUUAUUGAAAAAUGUUUCACUAGUGAAAAGAAACGUAUAUUUAAAAUUGUACCACCAAAUGAAAUUUAUCUUGAUCAUGAUCAUCAAUGUGCUAUUGAUCUUCAACCAUUCUUACCACCUGAUGAACCAGAAUUAACAAAAUUAUAUGAAAAAUUUGGUGCUUUGUGGUUAUCAAAAUGUGUAAAAAGAACAUUAGUACAUAAAGGAAACAUUGCUGUAUCAGAUCGAGGUAAUAAAUUACGUGAUUUAAUUCAAUAUCGUCUUGAUAUGUUAUUUGUUAAUAAUCGAUCAAACAAUAGUAGUUCAUGUGCACUUGAAUAUGAUAAAAACAAAGUUGUAUUAUAUGUUCAAAAACAUAUACGUGCAUUUGAUUAUAUUGAUAUUGCAAGUGAAUUAGCUAGAUUUGUAUUUAAAAAACCAUUUGAUACAGUUGCUCAUACAAUAGGUGAUAAACUUGCAUCACCAUUACAAACACUUAAACGUCGUGGUAUACCUAUUGAUCGUUUACUUCGACACAAAAAACAAUAUAUACAUUCAACUAUUCAAAUGAUUGAGCAAAAACCUAUAUUAAAUCAUAAUAAUAAUCAUUAUUAUCAUGAAACUGAUGUUAAAAUAAAUGGUCAUGUAAAAGAUUUUAGUCGUCAACAAAUAAAAAAUGAUACUAAAUUAUUUUCAAUGUUAAACAUAGGUCGAGCAUAUACACAAACAAAAUUUAUUCAACAAGAAUAUGUUAACAAUGAAAUUGCUCAUUCAUGUGAAAUUGUACCAUCAGUUAAUAUGACACGUUAUAAAGAUUUAUUUUAUUCAAUACCAUUAUAUAUUGAAUUAAAUGUUCUUAUUACAAAUAAAAUGCUUGAUCAAGCUACGCAAUUAGCUUGGAUUUUAAGAGGACUUGCCAGUCAUGUAUUUAAAAUAUCUAUUGAAACAUUACGUCUUUAUCGAGAUAUUGAUGGAGCUCGUAUUGCAUUUAAUAAUUGUCAUGUAUUAUUUUUUAAUCUUCGUUAUUAUGAACAAGUUUUUGCUGAUGAAGUUCAACCAUAUUUACAAGCAACAUCAUCAUCUAUACCAAUAAUACAUCGAAUUGUUAAUUUUUAUUUUAUAUUGACAUGUCAUGAACUUGCACAUAAUUUUGAAGCAGUACAUAAUUCUAAGUUUAUUCAUCAUUUGGAAACAAUUGCAGUUAAAUUUAUGCCAGAAAAAGAUUUAUUCUUACAGAAAUUUUCAUUUCAAAAUUAUUUACAACAUAAUUUUGUUUGA